Rhagoletis zephyria (snowberry fruit fly) is the source of this 974-nucleotide messenger RNA. RefSeq names its product eukaryotic translation initiation factor 3 subunit k (gene eIF3k). NCBI's taxonomy places the organism in Eukaryota, Metazoa, Arthropoda, Insecta, Diptera, Tephritidae. Gene Ontology annotation, cellular component: cytoplasm; eukaryotic translation initiation factor 3 complex. The record is from RefSeq and is a predicted model, not a curated record. Gene Ontology annotation, molecular function: translation initiation factor activity; ribosome binding. Gene Ontology annotation, biological process: regulation of translational initiation.
CUCUCUUUCCAUCAACGUCAACUUGCGAUUUGUGUUUGCGUUGCGCUGCUGGAUUUGUAAUAUUUUCCAUUAAAUUAUAAGAAAUAUUUAUUAAUACAAAAUGUCACAUAUGGUUAAAAUGGAAAAUGGUCAAAGUCAAACCAUCCAAGAAAUGUUGGGUUGCAUUGAGCGGUAUAACCCGGAUCAUUUGAAGACAUUGGAAGCUUAUGUCGAGGAUCAGGCUAAAAAUAACACCUAUGAUUUGGAAGCAAAUCUAGCAGUACUGAAGCUUUACCAGUUCAAUCCGCAUAUGCUGAACUUCGAUAUCACCUACACAAUUUUACUUAAGUGCUUGACCAAUUUGCCACACACAGAUUUUGUUAUGGCAAAAUGUUUGCUACUUCCUCAGCAAAUGAAAGAUGGAACUGUGCAAACCAUAAUUGAUUUGGCAGAUAUACUGGAACGUACUGAUUUUACAUUAUUUUGGCAGCGGGCUGAAGUGAAUCGUGCUCUGUUUCGCCACAUAUCUGGCUUCCACGAUUCUAUACGUAAAUUUGUAUGCCAUGUUGUGGGAAUUACUUUCCAAACAAUCAGAAAAGAUUUAUUAAAAGAACUUUUGGGAGGUAUUGAAGACUCAACACUUGAACAAUGGAUUAAGAAAAAUGGUUGGAAGCACCAGGGUAAAUUGAUUGUCAUCGCUGUGCAAGAUGAAAAGAUUAAAACAAAAAAUAUAACAGAAAAAAUUGAGUUCGAUAACUUGGGUGGUUUGAUGGCUCAGUGUUUGUAAUUUGCAAAUCUAAGAAAUCAUCCUUUUUCAAUAGGGGUAUUCUCAGAGUCUUGCAAAGACUGCGCGGUGGACGGAUUGCAAAGCUGUCUCAUACGAAACCCGGUAUUUACCGUGCAAUCUGUGCAAUGUGCAAGAGCUUUGCAAGACUGCUAGAAUACCCAAAAUGAUAGUAAUCUAAUAAAUCUCGAUUUAUAUCUGUAUACGUAAA